Messenger RNA from Corticium candelabrum, 1359 nucleotides. Its product is annotated as 3-hydroxyisobutyrate dehydrogenase, mitochondrial-like. The record is from RefSeq and is a predicted model, not a curated record. Gene Ontology annotation, molecular function: 3-hydroxyisobutyrate dehydrogenase activity; NAD binding; NADP binding. Lineage: Eukaryota; Metazoa; Porifera; Homoscleromorpha; Homosclerophorida; Plakinidae. Gene Ontology annotation, cellular component: mitochondrion. The transcript has 9 exons. Gene Ontology annotation, biological process: L-valine catabolic process. Bases 226 to 1164 code for a protein of 312 amino acids.
ACAUCAGUUGUUUUCGAGCCUUUCGCCGCGCCACCAUUGCGUACCCACCGUAAGCAAGCCACGCCGUACCUAACGCAGUCGCCGUAAAUCCUGCCAACGCCACGGUUCGCUGCAACAAGUCACCAAUACUCUUCAACAUUGAAUUGGAACAUUUAAUACCCGGAUAAGAACAUUAUGUCACGUGAUUUGUGCACAUGAACAUCACGUGAGAUCGAGAUCAGAAUAAUGUUGGCUGUUAGACGAUAUUCCGCCACUGCAGCAAGAAACUCUAGUGAGAAGAUCAUUGGCUUCAUUGGCCUCGGAAACAUGGGAGCUCACAUGGCCAGAAACUUGCUAAGAUCAGGUCACAGGGUGUUAGUUCACGACCAGCUGUCUGAACCAGUAGACAAGCUGAAAGCAGAGGGAGCUGAUGUAGCAGGAAGUUCGGCUGAAGUAGCAGCUGCUUCACAGCGGAUUGUGACGAUGGUACCAUCGAGUCCUCAUGUCAGAGAAGUGUACACAGGAGCCAACGGCAUUUUUAGUGCUGUUCAAAAGGGUAGUCUCUUGAUUGACUCGAGUACCAUCGAUCCUUCUGUGUCUCAGGAGAUUGGGAAACUGGCAAGGGAGAAAGGCGCCGAUUUUGUUGAUGCUCCAGUCUCUGGAGGUGUUCCUGCUGCUGAGAAAGCAGAGUUGACGUUUAUGGUUGGAGGAAGUACGGAAGCGUAUGAAGAAGCCAAGAAGGUGCUUGAAUCGAUGGGGAAGAAGAUCUUUCAUUGUGGUGACAUUGGUAUGGGAGAGGCUGUUAAAAUAUGUAACAACAUGGUACUUGCAAUCACAAUGAUCGGAACAGCAGAAGCCAUGAAUCUAGGCAUGAGACUAGGACUUGAUCCAAAACUACUUGCUGACGUAAUGAAUGUUAGCACUGGACAAUCGUGGUCAAGCCAAAAGUACAAUCCAGUGCCUGGUGUAGUUCCUGGUGUUCCUGCUAGCAAUAACUACGAUGGAGGAUUUGGAGCAGCCCUAAUGUUAAAGGAUUUGAAAUUGGGACAGAAUGCUGCAUUUGAGACGUCCUCUUCAACUUUGAUGGGCUCAGUAGCUACUCACGUGUAUCAAAUUUUGUGCAAGCAAGGUUACAGCAGGAAGGACUUUUCAUCAAUAUUUCACUUUUUGCAAUCUGAGAAAUGACAUUUACCUAUCAGAGGAUUGACAUCGAACUGAUGCACAUUCAAAAUUUAAUUAAUUUACUUUCAUUGUUAUUUAUAAAUACAAAUGCCUUUACACAUAAUGUGCUACUUUGUUUAUGCAAACAUAACAUUGACGGACGUACAGAUUGAGAGGCAUUAAGGCAGCAAACAUGCAGAGAUGGUAUGUACAUGUAAG